Molecule: messenger RNA, 4978 nt
Organism: Neoarius graeffei (lesser salmon catfish)
Lineage: Eukaryota; Metazoa; Chordata; Actinopteri; Siluriformes; Ariidae
Gene: ptena
Product: phosphatase and tensin homolog A
Exons: 9
Coding region: 1479-2747 (422 amino acids)
Biological process (GO): cell motility; phosphatidylinositol 3-kinase/protein kinase B signal transduction; protein dephosphorylation
Cellular component (GO): cell projection; cytosol; plasma membrane
Molecular function (GO): phosphatidylinositol-3,4-bisphosphate 3-phosphatase activity; phosphatidylinositol-3,4,5-trisphosphate 3-phosphatase activity; inositol-1,3,4,5-tetrakisphosphate 3-phosphatase activity
Source: RefSeq, a predicted model, not a curated record
CUAGCUUCUUUUUUCCUCCGCUGGAAGCCAUGAUGGAAGUUUGAGAGUUGAGCUGUGUGGAGAGACCGAGAGAGACGACGGGAAGAUGAUUCCUGUGGAUAAAUGUGCGUUGUGGAGGUUGCUGUGAAGGCCGGGUGUUGGGGGUGUGAGAGGCGGAGGCUGGCGGCGGAAAUCGCGGCGACCUUUUGAACGGAGGAGAUGAGCUCUGUCAGUCUCACCAGGACGGCUGGGGCUUUUUAAAGGUGGAGGAGAGACAGACAGAGAGACAGACAGACAGACAGACACAGAGGCAGAAAUGGCCCCUACAGACUGAUCGGGAGUGAGCAGGGACGUUUGGUGGCUCCUGUGACCCCUGCAGCAGAGGCGAUGGAGAGGUUUUGUUCCCCGGUUCUGAGGUAAAUCACGGCGGAUCUGAUGCUCUGCGUUUGGGCUCCUGGAGGAUCGGAGAGCCCUUUUCUCUCCUGGAGGAUUGGGACACUCAGGAUUUCUGCUUUCGUUUUACUCUCCACGAGCAUCCUGAUCAGCUUUAGGACACAUUUAUAAACCCUGUGCUAUGUCUGUGACAGACCCUGAGACCGUCAGCUUCAGGCCUGCUGGAGUCUGGAGGAGGACUGGAGCCCUGUUUGGGCCCUUACAGCUUUAGGACUCUCGUUUAUAAGCUCAUUUUAUUCAUUAGCAGCUCUUUAUAAAGCGAGUUGAAGCUUUCUGGAAAAUAUCUAUAUAUAUAUAUAUAUAUAUAUAUAAGGUUCAGGGCCUGCUUGGUGUUCAGCUUCAUAUCUCUCUCUCUCUCUCUCUCUCUCUCACACACACACCUACCUUCUAGAACUACUACUUCGAACAGAACCGACACGGCGUAUUCCGAGUCCGAAUCCUGGUCCACACGUCCAAAAAGACCCGAAUUUAACCCUGCUUUUACGGCGUAUAAACCCUAACUCUUCGUUUUAAUCUCAGAACCGUUCGAAGAAGGGAUACGGCGUGAUUUCCAUCGUAGACUGGAAUAUCAUAGUCCUGCUUUUCCAUCCUGCUGGAGAGGAUCCGUCUUCUCCAUCUCAAACAGUUCCGCUCGUCAUCAGGAGGCCUGAAGAACCGCGAGGAACGUCCAAGACAUCCAUUCGAAAUCUGAUUUUACACCCAGAAGCUGUAACUCCUUUUCUUUUUCAGGAUUCGGAACGCUCUACAAGGCCUGCUUUUGACUUAAGGUUUAAAAAUAAUCCAGGUUUUCGCAUCCAAGACCCCGGACAGCGUCUUUAUGUAUUUAUGUAUUAAGCAGAUCCAAGAACUUUCUGGACACAGGUAUACGCUUAACGUAAUUAGGAGCGGUUUCACUACCAGGAUCUGCUGGAUCGGACAGGAUCUCCGAAGCCGUCGUGUUGUGUCAUAGACACGUGUAAAUAUCUGAAUCUGCUUUAAAACGGUGCACACGGGGACGAACGACUUUCUAUCCGGAAUCGUGUUCGUCGGUGAACUUGGGAUCUGCGAUGGCCUUCAUUAAGCAGAUUGUGAGCCGAGAAAAGAGACGAUACCAAGAAGAUGGCUUCGAUCUGGACCUUACAUAUAUUUACCCGAACAUCAUCGCUAUGGGGUUUCCAGCUGAGAGACUGGAGGGAGUUUACCGCAACAACAUAGAUGAUGUCGUACGGUUUUUGGAUUCCAAACACAGAAACCAUUACAAAAUCUAUAACCUAUGUGCAGAACGACACUAUGAUACGGCCAAAUUCAACUGUCGGGUGGCUCAGUACCCAUUUGAAGACCACAACCCCCCUCAGCUAGAGCUCAUCAAGCCGUUCUGUGAGGAUCUCGAUCAGUGGCUUUCCGAGGACGAGAACCACGUUGCAGCAAUUCACUGCAAAGCAGGAAAAGGGCGCACAGGGGUGAUGAUCUGUGCUUACCUGUUGCAUCGUGGGAAAUUUAAGGAGUCGCAGGAAGCUCUGGAUUUCUAUGGAGAAGUGAGGACGAGGGACAAGAAGGGUGUGACAAUCCCGAGUCAGCGGCGGUAUGUGCACUAUUACAGCUUCCUGCUGAAAAACCGUCUGGACUACAAACCCGUGGCUCUGCUCUUCCACAAGAUGGUGUUCGAGACGCUGCCCAUGUUCAGCAGUGGCACCUGCAAUCCUCAGUUUGUUGUCUACCAGCUGAAAGUGAAGAUCCACACGUCGCAUCCGGCUCACACAAGGCGAGAGGACAAACACAUUAUUUUCGAGUUUCCUCAGCCGCUUCCUGUGUGUGGAGACAUCAAAGUCGAGUUCUUUCAUAAGCAGAACAAGAUGAUGAAGAAGGAGAAGAUGUUCCACUUCUGGGUGAACACGUUCUUCAUCCCCGGGCCGGACGAGAGUGGAGAGCGAGUGGAGAAUGGGUCGGCUAUGAACGACAGCGACAGCCACUCGUCCAAUCAGAGCCAGAGCUCUCCCUCUGAGCGGGAUAGAGGGAUGGGCGGAGGGGAGAGAGAGAAAGACAGGGAGCGGGACGGAGAGAAAGACUACCUGAUUCUCGGGCUGACGAAGAACGACCUGGACAAGGCGAAUAAAGACAAAGCGAACAGAUACUUCUCUCCUAACUUUAAGGUGAAGCUGUUUUUCACGAAGACGGUGGACGAGGCGUCGAACUCUGAGGCGAGCACUUCCACCUCUGUCACUCCGGACGUUAGCGACAACGAGCCAGAUCAUUACCAUUAUUCGGACACGACCGACUCGGACCCCGAGAACGAACCGUUUGACGAGGAACAGCACACACAGAUCACGAAAGUCUGAUCUCUCACACACUCGCCACACACACGAAUUCAGCUACCUAUAAUAGACAUGGACAUUAAAAAAAAAACAAACAGCCAACCAACACCAGAUGGGGGGGGGGAAAAGGAGAAAACUUGAAAAAUGUACUGAAGAGAAAAGGACCUGCCCACGUUGCCCUCGCUAACCAAACCAUCACUUCUGCUCUCCUGACCAAGCUCUGCAUUAUUAUUAUUAUUAUUAUUAUUAAAUGGAUAUCUACACCAUUGGCUGAGGCAAGUGGGCGGGUCCUGUAGCUACUCUGUAUAUAUAUCUAUAUAUAAAUAUAAAUCUAUAUUAAAAAAAAAAAUCCAGUUUUGUGUCAGAUGAUAAACUUGGCAAUCAGGCGAGGAGAGGAGGAGCAGGACGGACGAAGACGAAAUCACGCCCGUUUAUUUCUCAAUGGUUCUUCUUUUUUCUUUCCUUCUCUUCACCCAGGCCAGUGCUGCAGUCGCCAGUCGCUCCCUCCGUCUCCUCAUCUCCUUCGCUCCCUUGUGAAACCCCGCCCAACCUCCACCCCUCUCUCCCUCCCUCCCUCCCUCCCUCGCUCGCUCAGUCUCCUGUCCCCUCCCAGGGUGUGUGCUGAUUAAUCAGACGACAUACCGCGAUAUUCAGUAUGAUGUUUUAGACAUCAGAGUGACGUGUUCUCAAUAUCCAACGUCAGCAGUGCACUAGAAUAACUUUAGAUGACUUUAAAUCAACUUGAAUGAGACACAGCCGAGAUGUUUUGAACACGCGUUGUGAUGUCAUCGGAGUUUUUUUUUUUUUGGUCGUUCUGGUUUUCUCGUCCCCUCAGAUAAAUCAAAAUGAUUUAAAUAAUUAAAUAUAUUGUGUAACAUUACAAUAGUUUACAGUUAAAUGAAUUUUUUGCAAGUGACUUGAAUCACAGUUGAUCAUCAGGGGCGGAGCUUCAUCCUAACAAGCUCCAUUUGUGACCUAUCCAAAAUGGCCGCCUUGCGAAAAUAAAAGCAUACGACGUUGUUCAGGAAUCAAGAGUGAACAGGAAGAAUGAUACCAAACCCGGGGCUAAUCGUGCGUUCAGACGUAACUGAAACGUUGCGAGGACAUUGUUGCUAGGCAACCGGAAAAGGUAUCAGCUAGGUAAUGAUUAGCUAGCUUUUGAUUUGGCUAGCUAAGUGUUUCAAACUAGCGAUGUAAAGGCAAAGUGACCUUAUGAACCGGAUAGAACGAUCAGGAUCAUCAACGUUUACCUCAGAUGUGUCCAUGAAUUACUAAAAAUACUUCAAGACUGAAAUUGUGUUAUCUGUAACUACAAUUAGCAUCAGCUGCUGACACAUCGUUACUAUUUGUAUCUCUGAAGGUACAAGUCGUUUAUUUAUUUUUAUAUUGAAUCGUAAACUUUCUGAACGUUAAAAUGUGACUGUUAGGGGCAGGGCUAAAAAAGAAAAGGCUAGUCGUUGGUCCUGUUGCAUUUUGAGGAGUGAAGGUGACCGGUAGCUGGCUGUUUUAUUUAUUUUAUUUUUUUUUGAGUUUGAAAAUCUACUGCUGCCUGAUGUCGUCGCAGUGGCAUCCAUAAACUCCGCCUCCUUUUUGCCAGUGAGAUCAUUUCAGUGAAAAAAAAAAAGCACGGCUGUGGGGCUGUUCGUGAUGUUCAGAUGACUGACUGACUGUUAUUUUUUUUAGAUUAAAUCCCAACUGCCACCUUAUGAGAUCACAGGGGCGUCCUAACAGUCGGUGUAACUCCGCCUCCUUUCCGUUACCGAGCUCGCAGUCAUGUCAUUUUGAGUGCUCUAUAUUUUUACACAAUAUAUUUAAUUUUUUAAAAAUUUAUUUAAAAAAAAAAAAAGGAUGUCGCUCCGUCAGCACACGCCCGUUUCCCUUACUGUGAAUGCUUCUUGUGCUGUCCGCAAGCCCCUCCUACUCAACCCAUAUGACCCUGCCCCUUUACGCUGUGAACCAUGAAUUCUGGGAUGCGUAGUUCUUUCCCCCACCCUUCCCCCACCGUUUCCUCGCUGUGUAUAAUGUUAAACUUUGCAGAAAGAAGAAAACCAUGUAAUUGUCCUGUUUUUUUUUUUUUUUUUAAUCCUAAGAUAAUAAAUCUAUAUAAAUAUAUCUAUAUAUAAUACACAGAAGCGCAGGGAACCAGUGUUUGCAAUAAUGUUAACACUCAACAUUUAAAGGACAAACUGGUGUGCAUGUUAUAUUGGAGUUAGUGUACAUGUUUAAUAAAUGCUAUACAAUGUGUUUUUAUUAAA